Erythranthe guttata (spotted monkey flower) is the source of this 3284-nucleotide messenger RNA. Its product is annotated as protein C2-DOMAIN ABA-RELATED 4. Lineage: Eukaryota; Viridiplantae; Streptophyta; Magnoliopsida; Lamiales; Phrymaceae. The record is from RefSeq and is a predicted model, not a curated record.
UGAACUCAAGACGUGCAACGCACGUCCACUUUCCUAGUAUUUUAAAAUAUCUCAAAGGGAAUAUUGGUAGGGUGUUUAUGAUGAAGACCUUAUUGUUAUCAAAUGUCAAAUGUUGACAGAGUCGCUAAUUAGACAACUUAAUUAUGACUUUGCUCUUCUUGUUAGUGUCUAAGAAAUCAACAAGUUUUUUUCUUAGCACUGCUACUUCAAUAGUUUGCUAAUCAAUCUCUGAAAUUGUUUGUAAAAACAAGAUGGCUGCAGCUUAUGCAGCUUUAGUUUCUCUCACUCAUACUAUUGAUCAGAUCCUCGAUACACCUCCCACCCUUCAUAUCAUUGUUGAUAGAAAACAGAUUGAAAUUCUACAAAAAAAGGCAGACUUGUUGUUAGAUUUUCUCGAAAAUUAUACAAGCACUAGAGGCGACCAAGAGAUUGAACAUUUGGAGAUGAUGAUCGGCGAUGCAGCAUAUGCAGCAGAAUAUAUUAUCGAAUUCAAUGUGAUGAACCAAAUUCUUGCAGCACGAUCUAGAUCAGAUAGAGAAGAAAGCUCCAAUCUCUUGUUUGAAGGUGUAGAAAUUUCAAUACAAGAGUUCCUUUUCAUUGAGAAAGAGUUGGUGAAAUUCAAGAAAGAUAUGCAACGACCUAAUAACUACUACUUAACAACAACAAAAGCUAGUUCUUCUUCUUCUUCAUCAAGGCCUCUUCUUCCGGCCGGUGGCAAAAACAAGAUGGUGGGAUUCAACGACCACAUGGAUGAAAUUAUGGGCGCUCUCUCCACCAACGAAUCUAAUCUUCGGAUCAUCUCUAUUGUUGGAAUGGGAGGCAUAGGUAAGACUACCCUUGCCAUUAAUGUUUCUAACAAUCCCUAUAUUGUGGAGCACUUUCAGCUACGUGCUUGGUUUACGGUAUCCCAGGAAUAUACUGACAAGAAGAUUCUCCUAGGCCUUUUGCAUCAGAUCAACAAUACAUAUAGAAAUGCACAUGAGAUCGAUGAUGAUGAUGAUGAUUAUGCAAUAGGAGACAUACUGCACAAAACUCUAUUUGGGAGGAAGUAUUUGAUAGUAAUGGAUGACAUGUGGGAUAUCAAAGCAUGUGAUAUGGUAAAAAGGUUCCUUCCUGAUAAUAAUAAUGGAAGUCGAAUCUUGGUAACUACUAGGCUGAUGAAGUUGGCUGUAGAUAUUGGAUCUCGUGGCCCUUAUCAACUGAAUCUUUUAGAAAAAUCACAGAGUUGGGAUUUACUCCGUGAAAAGAUAUUUGCAGAAGAACGUUGCCCCGAUGAAUUGGAGGGAACUGGAAAAAGUAUUGCAAAAAAAUGCAACGGACUUCCAUUAGCCCUUGUUGUGAUUGCUGGGGUUCUUGCAAAGUCCAAGACAAAAGAACAUUGGGUGUCAAUUGAAAAAGAUGUAACUUCAGCAGUAAACAAUCAAGAUGAUGAGUCAUGCAUGAAGAUACUAUUGUUGAGCUAUAAUAACUUGCCUAUACAUCUAAAGCCUUGUUUCCUUUACUUUGCCGUGUUUCCUGAAGAUCAUAUCAUCAAAGUGGAAAGGCUGGUCAGGUUGUGGGUUGCUGAAGGAUUUAUUAGGCAGUGUGGGCAUAAAAGCUUAGAAGAAAUUGGAGAGGAGUACUUGGAGGAUCUUAUUGAUCGAAAUCUCAUUUUGGUCGAUUGGCGGUCAGUUACGGGAGAAGUGACCGACUGCCACAUUCAUGAUGUUUUAAGUAACCUAUGCAGAAGAGAAGCUCAGAAAGACAAUUUUAUUUUCUCGUUCGCUAGAAAGCUUUAUAACCCCGAUAUAUUAACUUUCAUGAAGAUCACACCACGUCUCAGCAUUAAUGGUGGAAAAUGGAAAGGGACGAAACAUAAGCCAUAUACAUCACAGAUACCUACACGGUCUUUGUUAUGCUUCUCUAAAGGGGCUUCAACUGAUUACACGACUCGUCGGUUUCCAUUACUACGAGUAUUGGAUGUAGUUGAUAUAUAUCCCAAAGAUGAGAUUCUACAGCUAAUUUACUCAAGGUAUGUUUCUUGCAUGGGUCUGAUGAUGUUGCCGUCUUCAAUAUCCCGACUUUGGAGCCUACAAACAUUAUUUGUUGAUGGAGCGUUGAUUCUGCCAGGUGAGAUAUGGCAGAUGCCCCAACUUCGACAUGUUGAGGCCAACUCUAUUAUCUUGCCCGAUCCUCCGCCUCCAGAUAAUGUCCAGAAAAUCAUACUUCUUGAAAAUUUACAAACACUUUCAGGAGUCGUAGAUUUUGAAUGCAGUGAAGCGGUAAUUAAUAGAAUCCCUAAUGUGAAGAAGUUGGAAAUUGUUUGUGGGACAAUUGGGUCUAAUUGUUUAAGGAAUCUUGGACUUCUCCAUAAACUCGAACAACUUUAUCUGAAAUUAAAUACUGGUACUAGUUGCUGUGGAGAAAUUGUCUUCCCAAGUUCACUUAAAGAGUUGAUGUUAAGUGAAUGCAAGAUUCCUUGGGAAGAUAUGUCAGUUGUUGGUUCUUUGCCCAACCUUCAAGUUCUCGAGUUGCGUAAAAAUGCUGCUAUAGGGCAAAAGUGGAUUCCAAAAGAAGGGGAGUUCACUCGACUGAAGUUCCUAUGGAUUCACGAGUGUGAAUUGGAGAUAUGGGAAGCAGACAACACACAUUUCCCAUGUCUAGAGCAGCUACAUCUUGGAUGCUUAAACCUCAUCGAGAUCCCUUUAGAUUUUGCCGAAAUAUUACCACUUCGAGGGAUUAACUUACAUCACUAUAGCAGCAAUGACCUUUUGGCAUCUGCAAAUGAAAUAUCAGAGCGACGAGAGAACCUAGAUUACGAUGCUCUUUAUGUUAAUAAUAUUACAUUUGGAGUGCUCAAUAUUUGGGUGAAGAGAGGUAUUAAUCUUGCUGUUGGUGGUGGAAAUCCUUAUGUUGUUAUCACAAUGGCCAAUCAGAGUGUGGAGACUCGUGUUGUGGCAAAUGAUGUUCAUCCUAUAUGGGAUGAGGCACUCACAAUUUACGUUUUAGAUCCUAGCCGUCCAGUUUCUCUGACAGUGCGAGACCAUAACAAGUUUAGCAACAUGGAUAACAAGAUGGGUAAUGCAGUGAUUGAUAUUAAACCAUUACUAGAAGCCGGUUGGGUGCAUCAAAAUGGCCUUCCAAACGGUACAAUAAUCACAAGAAUAUUGCCUUCAAGCUCCAAUUGCCUGUCUAAAGAAAGUUCCAUUGUCUGGGAAAAUGGGAGAGUAAUACAGGACAUGUGCUUGAGAUUGGAAAAUUCCGAAUGUGGCCAAGUCGAACUUCAACUCCGGUGGAUUGAUUAA